ACCGCACUGACAGCUCCUCCGUUGCCAUGGCGACACUGGCGCUGACGUCCUGCCGUAAAGUAGCGGCUCGUGCGUAUCCCGGAAGAACAUGGCGGCUUCCCCGGGGCUCGGGCUCCGUCCUCUGAGAGCGUGGAUCCCGCUGACUCGCUGCGCACACACGGCAGCCCCCGAGCCGAGCCCGGCCAAGACGAUAAGCUUCUGCCCUCCGGCCGACUCCAAAAAUGACUGGAUCGGACCCCCCGACCGGCACUCCAACCUGCGGCCGGUCAGAUACUUUAUUCCAAAGGACGAAUCGAAGCUGGAAAGAAAACUCCGGGCGCUGCGGGAGGAAACACAAGCAUGGAACCAGAGAUUCUGGGCCAAUCAGAACCUGACGUUUCAUCAGGAAAAGGAAGAAUUUAUCAUUGAAAGACUGAACUCUCUGGGGCUCGGGGAGAGAGACGAAGAGGGGCGUAAAAGGACCUUAAAUGCAGAAGAAAUGGCAACUUUUUACAGGGAUUUUCUGAGCAAAAACUUUGAACGCCACGCGCGCUACAACAGAGAAUGGUACAAACGGAACUUCACCAUUACGUUUCUGAUGGGGAAAGUCACGUUACUAAGAGCCUGGAAGAAACUCGCAUGGAAAAAGCAAGAGGAAGGUCGCUAACAGCCGGACAACGCAAAAAAUAGCAUGUUUUACGGAAGAUACCCUGCUGGGUAUACCCCAGCCCUCCAUUCUACCCUGUUUCCCGGCAAACCAAAAAUGGCCGAAUCACGUGGAUUAAUAUAACAUGAAGAACGCCAUUAAUACCAGGGGUGGUAAACAUACGCAAUGUGUUUUGUUAUUAAAAUGAAUGUGUCAUGGCUGACGGUGUAAUGCGUCACCUCCACAUUCUCACGUUGUCUUA
Molecule: messenger RNA, 887 nt
Organism: Spea bombifrons (plains spadefoot toad)
Lineage: Eukaryota; Metazoa; Chordata; Amphibia; Anura; Pelobatidae
Product: cytochrome c oxidase assembly factor 8
Exons: 5
Coding region: 89-646 (185 amino acids)
Biological process (GO): intrinsic apoptotic signaling pathway
Cellular component (GO): mitochondrion
Source: RefSeq, a predicted model, not a curated record